Messenger RNA from Triplophysa rosa, 1477 nucleotides. It is a transcript of the gene yif1a, whose product is annotated as Yip1 interacting factor homolog A (S. cerevisiae). NCBI's taxonomy places the organism in Eukaryota, Metazoa, Chordata, Actinopteri, Cypriniformes, Nemacheilidae. Bases 63 to 986 code for a protein of 307 amino acids. The record is from RefSeq and is a predicted model, not a curated record. Gene Ontology annotation, cellular component: endoplasmic reticulum membrane; endoplasmic reticulum-Golgi intermediate compartment; Golgi membrane. Gene Ontology annotation, biological process: endoplasmic reticulum to Golgi vesicle-mediated transport. The transcript has 9 exons.
CAUCAGCCAAUGAGAAGCAAGCGAGGUGGUCGUAAGGGUGAAGGCGUACCUUGGGAGAGAAGAUGGAUUUUCAACAUCAUGGAAACCGGGCAACAAAACCCAGAGCUAGAGCAUCUCCACCUACCGGAGGUCCACUACUUUUUGAUGACACCAGUUCUGGGCAUCCGCCCAUGAACAACCAAAACUACUAUGAUUCAGGUUAUAAUAUGGCAGGCGCACCCGCGGUAGGACAAGAACCCGCAGUGAGCAACCUGUUUGCAGAUCCAAUGGCCAAUGCUGCCAUGAUGUACGGCUCAUCACUUGCCAAUCAAGGCAAGGAUAUGGUAAACAAAGAGAUUAGCCGAUUCAUGUCGAUGAACAAGUUGAAGUAUUUCUUUGCAGUUGAUACCAAAUAUGUUAUGAAGAAACUGCUGCUUCUCAUGUUCCCAUAUACACAUCAGGACUGGGAAGUGCGUUACCAUAGAGACACUCCUCUCACACCGCGUCAUGAUGUCAAUGCUCCAGAUCUCUACAUACCUACAAUGUCUUUCAUCACCUAUAUUUUACUGGCUGGAAUAGCUUUAGGAAUUCAGAAACGGUUCAGCCCCGAGGUUCUGGGGUUGUGUGCAAGCACAGCUCUGGUUUGGAUCAUCAUUGAGGUUCUUGCAAUGUUGCUUAGUCUUUACUUGCUCACAGUUCACACAGAUCUCUCAACGUUUGAUCUUCUUGCCUACAGUGGAUACAAAUAUGUGGGGAUGAUUUUCACAGUAUUGUGUGGAUUGCUGUUUGGUAGUGAUGGCUACUAUGUUGCUCUUGCUUGGUCUUCUUGCGCCCUGAUGUUUUUUAUUGUGCGUUCUCUGAAAAUGAAGAUCUUGUCUUCGAUCUCAGCAGACUCCAUGGGUGCAGGAGCGAGUGUAAAGCCCCGCUUUCGCUUGUACAUUACUGUGGCUUCUGCUGCCUUUCAGCCAAUCAUCAUUUACUGGCUCACCUCUCAUUUGGUCAGAUGACCUACAGUGUAUAUUUGUACUCAAUGGAAAUGAACUUAAAAGUGACUUAAAGCAAUGCUGGAUGGGAGUGGAUGUAACCCUCAAUAUUUUGGCAUUGGUACAAAAAAGUGACUUUGCUCGGGAUGGACACCACAACUGUCUCUUAUAUUGGCUCUAUCUGCAGUCAUUUGCAGAUCAAAUGUUAAAAACAUUUAAAUGUUAAAAAUGAUUUUUACCAGAUUGUGUUUUGCCGUCUUCACGUGGAGGAGGUUUGAUAUUAACAGAUGGAUUGUUUGAGCGCUCUUGUGACUUAACCAUGCUGCUUUAGUGACACAAAAUCCUGACUCCUUUUAAAGAGGCAUGCUAAUUUAUCUGCCCUGUGUGGUGAUUUUUGUUUGAUGUGUAAUUGGUGAACACAUGGUCAACUCAAGUGUCCUUCCUUUUUGGUUUUCUGUGCAUGAACAGCAGUGUUUUCUUUAAAGCUAAAUAAAUUCCAUAAUUUAGAAUUUUAA